AUGAAUGAUGUUGUACCGUAUCCAGUGACUGAGAAGGGGGCAAGAAAACCAAAAUGUGCGAGGUGCAGAAACCAUGGUGUAAUCGCAUGGCUUAAGGGUCAUAAGAGACAUUGUCCAUACAAAGAAUGCUCUUGUGCUAAAUGUGGACUCAUUGUAGAAAGACAAAGAGUUAUGGCGGCACAGGUGGCCCUUAAACGACAACAGGCGGCUGAAGAUGCGAUAGCUUUGGGACUUCGACUUUCAACAUCAUCUCCUGCCGAUGAAAAACUUGGGUUUUUGCCGCCAGGGCCAAUUAUUAUGUCUGAGAAGAAAGAUAUAAUGGGAUCAGGCGACAGUAGUGAAGAAGAAAAGUGGGAGAUUACUACAAAAAGAAAUUCACCUAGAGAAUGUGACAAACCACAUACGACUAUGAGUGUUGCGGAUAAUCCACGCAAACGAAAGCGAUCCGAAAUAGCAUGUGACAAGAAAUGUGACAACAAACUUGAUGUGACCAAUUCAAUUGCUUACUCGUUUAGGCCUGGUAAACUUUCACCUAUACAAAUAUUAAAACGUCUUUUCAAGAUGGAAUCUGAAACGGUUUUGGAACUCGUGUUACAAGGAUGUGAAGGAGACUUGGUCAAAGCAAUCGAACAUUUUCUUUCCGUACCCGAAUGUAUCAAACAAAAUGAGAACCACACUGGAAAAGGAACCGCUAAUAAGGUAUCUUAUAGCAAAGAAUCAUUUUCCCCAAGCACUAGAGGCCCGUUGUUGGUUUCACAUUCUUCAGUUGCAGAAGACGAAAUAUCAGUUUCUAAAACUGUUCCAUCCAAAUCAGUGAAUUCAUCGCCAGUAAACAACUACCGCGAUACUUUAUUCUGUCCUUGGAAUUAUUCAAAAAUUCCAAAACCUUCUAUUGAAGAAAUAAGAUUGGGGUUCGAGGAGUCGUUGAAAAAGAUACGGAGUAAAAGCCCGGAUUCGUUAUCGUGUGAUCUUCAAACGGGGAUGGAGCUACCUAAACAAUAUUUACCUUAUUUACAACAAGACGUAAACAAUACUAAUUUGAACCCAUUUAAAUUGAAUGGCAAUGCCAUGCAAAACCAGAUUUUAAACAUUGGUCGGGACCCUGUUCUAGGCAGUUAUAGGAACUUAUUUCCACCAGCUCACAGCAUUCGAUCCAGUAUACCCCUUCGAUUUAAUCAGGCUUUCCUUGAGAAUGAAAUAAAUCGUUCAAACUGCGUUAGACAUCUCUCAAGCUUCUAUUAG
Messenger RNA from Styela clava, 1242 nucleotides. RefSeq names its product doublesex and mab-3 related transcription factor 3, truncated-like. Gene Ontology annotation, molecular function: RNA polymerase II cis-regulatory region sequence-specific DNA binding; DNA-binding transcription factor activity, RNA polymerase II-specific. Gene Ontology annotation, cellular component: nucleus. NCBI's taxonomy places the organism in Eukaryota, Metazoa, Chordata, Ascidiacea, Stolidobranchia, Styelidae. Gene Ontology annotation, biological process: sex differentiation; regulation of transcription by RNA polymerase II. The record is from RefSeq and is a predicted model, not a curated record.